Podospora bellae-mahoneyi is the source of this 377-nucleotide messenger RNA. RefSeq lists its product as uncharacterized. The transcript has 3 exons. The record is from RefSeq and is a predicted model, not a curated record. NCBI's taxonomy places the organism in Eukaryota, Fungi, Ascomycota, Sordariomycetes, Sordariales, Podosporaceae. Bases 1 to 84 code for a protein of 27 amino acids.
AUGCACGACGGAAGCUGCCCCAAGUGCGGUGCCGCCUCAGAGGGCAAGUCCUGCGGCAGCUGCGGAGCUACCUGCCCCAACUAGCAGACUUCCCCUUCCCGUCGUUUACCCUCCCCACCAACUCCCAACGGCAUCGGUUCCUUCUGUCUCAACUAGACAGCCAACUCCCCCUCCACAAUCUCACCCGUCCACAUCGCCAACAAGAACAACGGAAAAGACACCACCAACAAAAGGGCUUUACCGGGUUCAUAGGCCGUCAAGCAGGAGUUAUGUCUACCUAGCCAAUGUUCGAAAGGUGGUGGACGACGGAGAAACUACUCCUUGAUUUCCAAUUCUUUUUUCUCGCUGUUUUUUGGUAUUUUAUUUUGUUUCCAUGA